Molecule: messenger RNA, 508 nt
Organism: Grus americana (Whooping crane)
Lineage: Eukaryota; Metazoa; Chordata; Aves; Gruiformes; Gruidae
Product: C-type lectin domain family 2 member B-like
Exons: 4
Source: RefSeq, a predicted model, not a curated record
CGUGUGGCUGUGCUCGUGGCUGUGAUCCUGGCUUUGGCCAUUGCUCUUGCUGUACAGUCGGCAGGCAGACGUGAAGGUCAUCUAGCUCCGGUGCUGGGUUGUCCUGACAACUGGGUUGGGUACCGCGACGUCUGCUACUACCUCUCGACGGAGGAGGGGAGCUGGGUGUGGAGCCAGGAGCGGUGCUCCUCACACGGGGCCUCGCUGGCUGUGCUCCAGAGGGAGUGGGAAAUGGAGUUUCUCUCGCGCCUCAAAGGCAAAGAUGAUUUCUGGCUUGGGCUGCGGAGACAGGGCGAACGCCUGGAGUGGGUGGAUGGCAGCAGCUUCACCCAGACGAUCCUGGUGCGGGGCCAAGGAGCGUGUCUGUAUUUGAAUGACAAUGCUUUAGUGAGUACAAGCUGCUCACAGCAACGGCCAUAUAUGUGCAGCAAGCACUAUGCUCAGAGGUGACAGAGAGAGGACCUUCUCCGUGCUGAGCACUCACAGCUUCACCUCGUCCGCCAGCGCA